UAUAAAAUAUUUAGAAGAAUCUCAUAAUAAAUUAACAAUUUAAAAACUAAGCGACAUAUUUUACAUCAGAGGAUCAUCAUGAUGAUAUUUAAUCUAUGCUCAAAUAACCUAACAGAUUAAUAAAUUGUCAUGUUUGCUAAGUAUUUUUAUAAUAUUUGCCUUUUUACUUAGUCAUUAAGUUAUUAGACGAUCAAUGUCUGUAAUUUCAAAUGUACUUUGAAAAAUCAUCAAUAAAACUUGGUGUUAAUUAUUAAUUUUGAUAAUUGAUAAAGCACACAAAAAUCUUUUUCAUAAAUAAACAUAUUGAGAGAGAUAAGUGAAAUGCUUUUUCAGAAAAUUUUUUAAAGUUGUAUAUUAAUUUAUUGAUAUCAUGGAUGAACGUUUACGUCAUUAUGUAGAUAUGUUGAAUGAAAAUGAGAUUUCUAUUCGGAAUAAUGCUGGAUGUGUAUUGUCAAAACUCUGUGAAAAGAUUUUACAUUUUCCCGAAGAAAAAAUUUAUCGUAUAAUUUAUCUCAAUGAUCCUGAUGUCGUAGAAAAGUUACUCCCAGCAAGUGGUGCCAUGGAAUGUUUAUUUGAAAUAGGUUUUAUAGAGGUACAGAAAGAUAUAAUAAAACAUAACUUUAAACUAAUUUAUAUAUUUUGUUAUAAAUUGAAUAAACAGGAUGGUGAUCGUCUUUGCCUUCCAAAGACUGCAUUACUCACAAGAUUGGAGACUUUACAGAAGUUACUAUCUUCAAUUGUUGAAUCGAAAUUAAACACUACAAAUUUGGAUCAGAGCCAAACUGUUGUAGAAGCAACAGAAUCUUCAAUAGAAUUAUCAACAGAAAACAAAUUUUUUAAUAGAAUUAUUAAACAGUUUUAUAGUGUUAUGCGAUAUGAAGAUCAUGACUUACAAGAGAAAGCUAGAAAAGUAAUACCAGUUGUGCAAUUGGAAAUCAAGACAAUGGAAAGAUUAAGAAAAUUUCAAAAAAACAUGAAACUUGCUGCACUUAAUAAAGAAAUGAAGUCAGACUCAGCUUUAAAAGAAGAUUUAGUAGGUUCACUAGAUUUAUUUUUAAUGGAACUUCUGCACUGGUUUAAAUAUGAUUUCUUUCAAUGGAUCGAUAGUCCAUUAUGUACUAGCUGUUCUAUGGAAUGUUCAUAUGAAAGUGUAAGACCUUCUUCAGAUCCAAGGUGUUCCCGUAUAGAAGUUCAUAGAUGUAAUUCUUGCAAUGCAAUAGCGGAAUUUCCGCGGUAUACAGAUCCAGAAGUAUUGUUAACUUCUAGAUGUGGACGUUGUGGGGAAUGGGCAAAUUUAUUCACACUUUUUUGUCGCUCACUAAAUUAUGACGCAAGACUUAUAUAUGAUGUAACAGAUCAUCUGUGGACAGAAAUAUGGUCUGUUACUGAAAAUAGAUGGAUUCAUGUAGAUCCAUGUGAAAAUAUAAUAGAUCAGCCAUUGAUGUAUGAACGUGGCUGGCAUAAAAAAUUAAGCUAUAUAUUAGCUUAUUCACGAGAUGAAGUUCAGGAUGUUACUUGGCGUUAUACGCGAAAUCAGAUUGAUGUAAUGGCAAGGAGAAAAAAAUGUUCAGAAGAAAAUUUAUUAAAUUUACUUCAAACAUUAAAUGAGGAACGUCAAAACUCUGUAAGUUACAGUAUGGCACGUAAACAAUAUGUUAUCAAACGGCGUCUCCAGGAGCUUGUAGGAAUGCUUAAUUUUCCAAACAUUUCAAACAAUGAUGACGAUAAUAAUUAUCACGGAAGAACAACAGGUUCUUAUGCAUGGAGAAUGGCACGAGGAGAAAUUGACCAGUGCAACGUAAAAAAAAAUUAUAUAUGGGAUAUUUCCAAAGGUGGCAAAUCAUUCAUUCUUCAAUAUUUUAUUGUUAGAAAUGUAUAUAAAGUUAUACAUUCUGAUGGCUAUAUCUUGGAACAGAAAUCUGAUUGGCAAGAGGGAGUAAAUAGUGUUGAAGGUGGCAUUUUUCAUAAAAUAGAAAAUGAUUGGAAGGUGGCAUAUUUAUCUCGUUCAGUAAAUGCUGAAUACGGAUACGUAAAAUGGUCGUUUGAAGUUCGAAACCCAGAUUUAUGUAUAGAGACAUUUAAAUUACAGGCAAAAACUAAAGUUUUUCAUGGUGCAAAUAUUUCUUGGGAAGUGGAAGGCUUCUUUCCUUCUAUAAAGAAAAAAAAUACUUCCAUAAUUAUUCCUAUUUGUACAUGCAAUGAUUUUGCUACAGAAAAAUUAAAAGGGACAACAAAAUUAAAUAUUACAGUAAAACUUUCUGGUGGGGAAGGUGACCUUGCUUGGCAACAUGCUCAAUUAUUUAGAGAAAGUUUAAAGAAUACUGAAGAACCAUCUAUGAUCGUUACUAUUAAACUCAAUAAUCAUAAAAAUUAAUGUUUGUUUAAAGUCAAUAAAAAAAAUUAACAAUAUGCCUGCAUAUGAUAGGUAAAAGUUCCUAUGUAUUAUGUUGUGCAUUCGAGAAUUUGAUUUUAUUGAUAGAGAUAAUUCUACAUUCCUUUAAGCUCAUUAAUAAAUUGAUUAUACAUGAAUAAAAUUACAUAGAAAUUUAUCUCGACUUAUAAACGAUUAAAAUUAAUUUGUUUCUCUUUUUGAUAUUUAACGCCAAAAGAAAUUAAUAUAAUUAAUACUUAUGUAUGCUUAUGACAUACAGGAAUUUAGAGAAGGAUUAAAUGAGGAAAUAGAAAAACAUUUUUAAAACAAAAUAUUUAGUAUAUUUUUAAUACAUAACACGUCGCGAAUAAAAUCGUCGACUAGAUAUUUAUUCCUUAAGGAACACGAUUAUUUAAAACUAUUCCUAUUAAUAUUUUAAUAAUGGUUAAGCAGUUCUCUAAUAUCUCUACAGAGAGAUGCAAAAUCUGGUCUCUUAUGACUAUGUAAGUGCCAACAUGGAUACAUAAGUUUGACGUAAAUUUGCUGCGGACAAGUUGGUGGACAAGGAAGCCUACUACCUCUUUCAAGAGCUGCUAAUAAUUCAGCACUUCCUUCUUCUAUACCUAUCUCAGAAUCACUGAUUUCAUUUGCACUUUUAUCUCUAACAUCUGAAACGAUACCCGGUAACUUUGGAUCUUUACCUAAGCCAAAUGUUUCAUACAUUGUUACACCAAACGACCAAACAUCUGAACGUGGUGAAAAUUUUCCAUCUCUUAAACUUUCUGGUGCAUACCUAUAAUAUAAUAAAAAUAAUUGUUUCAUUUACAAGAAAUAUUAUUAAUGAAAAAAAAAAAAAGAAAAAAAAAAAAAAAAAAAAAAACUUUUAAUAAUA
Vespa velutina is the source of this 3263-nucleotide messenger RNA. RefSeq names its product peptide-N(4)-(N-acetyl-beta-glucosaminyl)asparagine amidase (gene Pngl). The record is from RefSeq and is a predicted model, not a curated record. The transcript is spliced from 6 exons. NCBI's taxonomy places the organism in Eukaryota, Metazoa, Arthropoda, Insecta, Hymenoptera, Vespidae. Gene Ontology annotation, molecular function: peptide-N4-(N-acetyl-beta-glucosaminyl)asparagine amidase activity. Gene Ontology annotation, cellular component: cytosol; cytoplasm; nucleus. Bases 371 to 2374 code for a protein of 667 amino acids. Gene Ontology annotation, biological process: protein quality control for misfolded or incompletely synthesized proteins; glycoprotein catabolic process; protein deglycosylation.